Molecule: messenger RNA, 621 nt
Organism: Prunus persica (peach)
Lineage: Eukaryota; Viridiplantae; Streptophyta; Magnoliopsida; Rosales; Rosaceae
Product: major pollen allergen Ole e 1-like
Exons: 2
Coding region: 1-621 (206 amino acids)
Source: RefSeq, a predicted model, not a curated record
AUGGAAAAGCAUUCUAGUACCUUUGCCCUUGUUUCUGCCCUUUGCUUCUCGGCCCUCCUCGGUUUUGCUUGCUGUGAAAACCCAGAUUCAAUCUAUGUUAUUGGCCUGGUUUACUGUGACAACUGCCAUGUCGGUUUUCCUACCACGUCUAGUAAGGUGAUCGAAGGCGCAGAGGUACACCUGGAAUGCAGCGACAAGAAAGGCGGAGCACCAACAUACAGGGCAUGGAAGAAGAGUAAUUCUGAAGGAAUGUACGAAUUCGAAGUGACCAAGAAAGUAAAUGUGAACAGCUACUGUGAAAUCUUUGCUUUCGAGAGCAACCUUGAUGACUGCAGAAACAUUGUCCACGAUGACGCUAGCCAAGAGCUGAAGCUAAAAUUCACCAAGCCUAGCCCGAAUGAUAAACGGAUCGUUGCCUUCGGGAACAAGCGCUUUGCUGCCCCGAUUUCCUUUCAACCCGAUCAGCCUCUUCAAAACUGCGCUGAGCACCACAACGAAGAAGAACAUGACAAGGAGGAGGAGGGUGAUCCGCGGCACAAACAUGAAGAAGAACAUACUGAGGAGGGGGAUGCUCCUCAGCAUCAACAUGAAGAUGAACAUGAACACGAGGAGGCCCAUUAA